CUCUCUUUGUGAUAAGAUUCUGAAAGAGCACGUGUACAAUCAGACUUGAAGCUCAACUCGGUCAAGAUGGCCAAGCUCAUCUUGAUCACACAUUUCUUGGUGGUUUUAGGCACGGUUUAUUCCAUCCCAGGGAAUCCCUACAUCUUGGAAACUGAUGAGUUGCCUUUACUUGAGGAUGGCUCAGUCAAUGGGCGGUUGUUGCCCUCCAUUGCCAAUGGCCAUAUUGCUACGAAUGUUUGGUCUGAUACGAUUUACGUCAAUGGGUUGUACAAUGGAAAGUUGGGGAACAGUUGUCGCGCUCGGAUCCAAAACACAAACUCCAUUGACAUCAAGGCACCCAAAGAACAAACAACCUAUAAAUUAGAUCUAAAACAAGCCAUUGCCUCGAAGCGUGUGGUCAGCGAAGAAAUGGGUUACGAAGCUCAACUACUUUUCUACGCCCAUUCAAAUUACAAUCGGAUUCUUGUUACUGAAGUUCAUAUUAGUCGGAUCAACGGCCGAUCUGAUGAGGUUCGAAUCCCCGUUGAAUCCUUGGGUGGAACAGAAAAUAUCUUGGAUUGGGAUUGGGAGGAGACCACAAGUAUCACCCCUACUAAAUUCUACAAGACUGGCGUGACCAAAGAAGCCGAGACGGAUUCAAGUGAUACAAGGCGGGUACACAUCAUCACCAAUUAUAACCAGACGCUCCCCAAGGAGUUCAUUGUUCCCGAGGGACUACCCAUCUUCAAUCGGAUAUACAUUAUGUCCAUUGAUACGAGUUAUAAUCGUGCUUGGGAUGACUUUGAGAGCGCGUACAAUUUGAUCAGUGAUCCUGAAGGUGGCGCCAUCAGAUUUGGUCAUACCGCCAAUUGGGCGGCUGUUUGGGAAAAUGGCGAUAUCGUAUUGGAAGGUCCGAAUGUGAACCGGCGCUUGCAUGAGACCAUCAAAAGCUCUUUAUAUUACUUAUAUAGCAAUCUCCCUUCGGACAGAGCUCUAACCCAAAUACCAGACAGGUUUGUGGGACUCUCUCCUGGUGGAUUAGCCAAUGGGGCCAAUGGUAAAGACUAUUACGGGCAUGUCUUCUGGGACAUGGAAACUUGGAUGUACCCACCAAUUCUAAUGUUCAGGCCUGACUUGGCCAAGGAAAUGCUCAAAUACCGGAUGCAGGGCAUAUCGGAAGCUCAACAGAGAGCGGCUCAAGAUGGAUAUGAAGGAGCCCGAUUCCCGUGGGAGAGUGCCUUCACUGGAGCAGAAGUUACACCCGAUAUAUGCCCACUUUGUCGAGAAAAUCAACAACACAUCACUGGUGACAUCGCCUUAGCCCGACAAUUGAUCUCCAUGACUCUAGACAUUGAUUGGUUGACUGAAACUCCUUAUGGAGUGAAUAUCACCGAAAAUGGAGCUCAAUUCAUUCUGGAGAUGGCCAAGUUCUGGGCUUCAAGGCCGACUUACAACGAAACCAAAGGACAAUAUGAGAUCAAUGAGGUGAUGCCGCCGGAUGAGCACCAAGAGCACGCGCAUAAUUCAAUCUAUACUAAUUUGAUUGCUAAUUAUGCGGUGAAUACAGCCAGAUGGACUGAAUGCCUCAUUAGUGGUUCAGCUAUGGCUUCACAAUCCGUACCUGAUGUAUGGUUGGAGCGAAUGAAAAAUCUCGUGUUUCUGUUCAACAAAGACAAGCGGUACCAUGAAGAAUAUGAAGGGUUUGACAUGGAAUAUGAAAGUGGGACGUUGGAUCCCAGAGGAAUUAAGCAAGCCGAUGUGGUCCUUCUUGGGUUCCCGUUAAACUGGGACAUGCCUGAAGACGUCCGACGCAAUGAUUUGGAACUAUACGAACCCAUUACCAAUCCUGAUGCGUACUUGUUUCAAUUCCAGAUUUGGACUGAGGUGCAAUCAGGCGUUGGGGCCGUCAAUUUCAUCACGGGGGCCGGUGGAUUACAAGCAUUGAUGUUUGGUUAUGGUGGUAUGCGGAUCAAACCCUAUAGUUUCGAGUUCUCAUCGACUUUUAUGCCGCAAGACGUCGAAACGCUCAAAUUUGUUGGUCUGGUUUACCUUGGUACCACAUUUGACCUAACAUUGGAGAAUGACAAUGUGGAUAUUCAAAUCAACAAAGCUGGCCAGUAUCUCUCUCUGAAAGAAAGAUGGAGCAUUUUUAUUUUGACAGAGGUGAUGCCGCCGGAUGAGCACCAAGAGCACGCGCAUAAUUCAAUCUAUACUAAUUUGAUUGCUAAUUAUGCGGUGAAUACAGCCAGAUGGACUGAAUGCCUCAUUAGUGGUUCAGCUAUGGCUUCACAAUCCGUACCUGAUGUAUGGUUGGAGCGAAUGAAAAAUCUCGUGUUUCUGUUCAACAAAGACAAGCGGUACCAUGAAGAAUAUGAAGGGUUUGACAUGGAAUAUGAAAGUGGGACGUUGGAUCCCAGAGGAAUUAAGCAAGCCGAUGUGGUCCUUCUUGGGUUCCCGUUAAACUGGGACAUGCCUGAAGACGUCCGACGCAAUGAUUUGGAACUAUACGAACCCAUUACCAAUCCUGAUGGCCCAGCCAUGACAUGGGGAAUUUUUGCCACUAGGUAA
Tigriopus californicus is the source of this 2547-nucleotide messenger RNA. RefSeq names its product protein-glucosylgalactosylhydroxylysine glucosidase-like. NCBI's taxonomy places the organism in Eukaryota, Metazoa, Arthropoda, Copepoda, Harpacticoida, Harpacticidae. Gene Ontology annotation, biological process: carbohydrate metabolic process. The record is from RefSeq and is a predicted model, not a curated record. Gene Ontology annotation, molecular function: catalytic activity.